This is a messenger RNA of Nilaparvata lugens (brown planthopper), 1519 nucleotides long. RefSeq names its product two pore potassium channel protein sup-9. Lineage: Eukaryota; Metazoa; Arthropoda; Insecta; Hemiptera; Delphacidae. The coding region runs from base 1 to 1065 and encodes 354 amino acids. Gene Ontology annotation, molecular function: potassium ion leak channel activity. The record is from RefSeq and is a predicted model, not a curated record. The transcript is spliced from 5 exons. Gene Ontology annotation, biological process: potassium ion transmembrane transport; stabilization of membrane potential. Gene Ontology annotation, cellular component: membrane.
AUGACGUUGCAAGUGCUGCUCUCUAGCGGUGACUUUAUCAAACCGCAUCGACCAAUCACAAAACGGCUGAAUGUGCUGUACGAGCGCAACUGGACUCGGCUGGUGCACGAGCAACUGGCUCAGUUCGAGGCGAGUGUGGUCGAGGCUACCCGAGCCCAGGGUGCCGAGUUACUCGACGCCGAGUUGCACUGGACAUUCGGAGGAGCUCUGCUCUACUCGGUCACACUUGUCACUACUAUCGGUUAUGGGAACCUUUCACCAAAGACUACCGAGGGCAAGCUUGUGACAAUGCUCUAUGCAAUAAUCGGAGUCCCUUUGAUGCUUGUAUGCCUCUCAAACCUGGGAUCACUCCUGGCCAAAGCCUUUCAGUGCCUCUAUACACAUGUCUGCUGUCUGCAGACGCCCCAUGGUAAGUCAACCCUGGUAGCAGUGGGAGGUAGACACGGCAAGCCAGUGUGUAGUCUGACACCAGAGCCCGACAAACUCUACACUCAGACCACCACAAUAGACUACAACGCGCAUGCGCCACAGGUCGACUCUGAGGACGAGGAUCCCGACAAUGCCAGAGGGUCAUCAACAACCCACGACACCCCCUCCCGGGUGCCCCUGAUCUGGCGCGGGGGAGCCACCACCGACACCCCCACACGCCGUGCCCCCACACCCCCACCCCCGCGACGGGCAGCCCCCCGCCUACCUCCCUCCCAUCACCCCAAGGGUCUCCCCCGCGUCCCACCAUCCCUAGUGCUCCUAGUGCUAGCCGGCUAUGUCCUCCUAGGAGCAGUCAUCUUCGCCUCCUGGGAGAACUGGAGCUACCUAGACAGCGCCUACUUUUGUUUCGUCACUUUAUCGACGAUCGGUUUCGGCGAACUGGUUCCUAGUCGAUCGCUUCGCAGCGCUGAAAGUGACGACAACCAAACCCGACUGAUCGUUUGCUGCGCGUAUUUACUGUUCGGUCUAGCAGUUGUCGCGAUGUCGUUCUCGCUUAUGCAGGACGAAAUCGCGUAUCGCAGCCGACAGUUGGCCGAGUAUUGUGGACUGACGCGUCGUCCUGACGCGCAUGUAUGACACAAGAUGGCGGCGGCUCAGCGGAAACGGGAACUCACCAGUUCUGAGUCGGAGGUGUCCAUCGGCUAAAAUCAGCUGAUUUUUGUGAAAAUAUUUGUGUUUCUACACGGCGAAACUGGUUUUCAAUACAUAUUGAUGAAAAACUUGACAAAUACCUCAAUCUAAAUUACCACACAUGUAGUCUGACAAGUUGAUCCCUAGUUUUUAGGAUCGGUGGCGAGGGAAAGUUGAAUGAAUACGCCAACUGAGCAUGCCUGAUUGCUGUAUUCCAAAAUAAUUACGGCUGGUUGACUUAAGUACCUGGUAGCAACUCAGCUAUUGACUAAAGCUAGGGCCGGUUUCCGAGCUCGGGAUUUAGCCAAGCUCUAGACUUUAAACAGCUGGAGUCAGAAAAUUUGCUUUCCGAAACGGGGCGUAGUCGCAGUACAUAUUUCGAUUAAAUUUCGAAAAACUA